Molecule: messenger RNA, 2286 nt
Organism: Cyprinodon tularosa
Lineage: Eukaryota; Metazoa; Chordata; Actinopteri; Cyprinodontiformes; Cyprinodontidae
Gene: mettl24
Product: methyltransferase like 24
Exons: 5
Coding region: 348-1460 (370 amino acids)
Source: RefSeq, a predicted model, not a curated record
GUGUGCAUGUUUGUGUUAGCCUGAUCGCUAGAACAAGGAGAGCAUAUUGGAGUGGUGUGUGUGCUUGGUGAAAUUGCAGCUUGUGAAUUUGAGGAGGGAGUUCCCAAACAUUUCAAAGAGGGCUACACAUGUGUGCACCAGCAUCUGCUUUCAGAAACUCCAUAUUAAGAUGAGCACAGUCCUGCAAGAGAGGAUACAUUCUUGUGAGUUUGGGUUAGAAGACAGGGGAUCUUGACAUAUUAGAGAUUCAUUAACUCCCUUAUUGAUAUCUGAAGAAUGGAGGGAAAUAGGGUAAAAGCUGCAAAAAGAAAGCAAAAGGAGUGACUUUAGAGUACCAGAAAGCCCAGAUGGACAUGUGUGGAGAGAAAGUCAGCCUGAGUUUGUUGCUUCGCUUGGCUGUUUUACUUAUAGCUGUAUGUUUAUGCAUUCAUAUUGUUUACCUGGAAACAAGUUGGCAGAGUUCUCCUCCACCCUUGACUUUGGGACGUCCCUCCCAUCAUGAUCUGAACUGGAGUCAACAAACCAAGAUGAAAAGUGGCUCUUCAAAAAAACUGGAGAAAACAUAUGAAAGCAGAAAGUCCUCUCUUUGGACUCUCAGAAAAAAGGAACAUCCCCACCCAUCGCCGGCAUGCUGCCCACCACUCCAUCCUCACAAAAAGGCUUUGCGUUGGCAUAUAAAUCCACAGCCCUGGGCCAGUGAGAAUCACUCUCUGGAGGAUGAAGCUAAAAGGUUCCUCAGCUAUAUCACAACCCCACAGGUAACCUGUGCUCCAUUAGUUGAUAAUUAUGCUGCUACAGAACCAUCGGUUGGCAACUGGGCGGUUUGCCUGGAUCCAGAGUUCAAUCUGGCCCAUAGGAUGAAGAGCAAGCACUGUAGGGUUUACUCUUUUGGGUUGGGAGGGGAUGAUCGGUCCAUGGAUCAUUUUCUUGCACAAUCUGGUUGCGAGGUGCACUGCUUUGAUCCCAGCCUGGAGCAGCCUCACCUGCAGAAAGCUGAAAUUUGGUUCCAUCGGAUCUCUCUAGAUUGGAGGGACCCCAGCCCAGCUAUUGUCCCUAAAAGACAAGUGAACAACAAAAAACUUGCCACCAUCUUGGAUGACUUUGGACACAGAGAUGUGGAUGUACUAAAAGCAGACAUGGAGAGUGCGGAGUGGAAGAUUCUGGAGAACCUGGUCCUGGAGGGCGUCCUGGACUCUGUGGGUCAGUUGUUGCUGGAGCUUCACCUGCACUGGGCGGGCUUUGAGGUAGCCGGCGAUGACCCAUCUGUGGUGCGAUACUGGUACAGCCUGCUGAAGGAGCUCGAACGCGCCAGUUUUCGCCUGUUUCACGUCCGCAACAACCCCAACACUCCUCAUCUCUUUUUACACAAGAACAUAAUGAAUGCCACCAGCUCCUACACCUUGAGCUGGGUGAACACAAGGUGGAAGCCUUCAGGCUCAGCACAUAAACAUGAUGAAUAGCUGCUAUUGUGACUUUAUCUCAGGUCUAUGAUGACCUUCUACAUUGAGGAGGUAAUUACUUCCAGAGAGUCUUUCUCUUUCUAGCUGUUAUAUUGUCGUUAGCAGGUCAGGUUGAUUCAGACACUGUUGAAGCCUGGCCCACAGCCAAUUGGUGCAUCUUUAUAAAAAGCUAUGGCCAACAGGCCAAAAAGGCUGCACAGCUGAUGAAAACACACACUGUUGCAAGAAGCAAGUAAAUGAAAGAACCUGCCUCAUUGGGAGCAAGUGCACACUAAAAAAAGAGGUUUUUAGUUUUUUGUUAUAACAAUGUAGCUAAGUUUACCUUUGAUACAAGAGCAUUGACAAAAAAUACUGGUUCAAUUUUGGUGGUUUUUUUUACCAUCCAAUGCUGGAGAAAUAAUCCUCUAUAAACAAUAAUGGUUAUCCAAACCCAUCCAAAAAUCUUGAGCAAUGCCAGGCAAAACAAGGCAUACUAGAGCCAGUACUAGAGUUGAAGGGGAAUGAUGGGGGAUGGCAUCCCCCUUCUUCCUGUAACAUUUUAUUAAUGAAGGUGUAAAAUGUCUACAACAUUGACAGUAAUGGCAAUAAUAUUGCCCUUUCAAGAUUUGGAGGGCUGUGGGAUUAUGAGUAGCCUGAGCAGAAUAAAUCAAAUCAAAGAAGUGGCCUACCAUGACUAUGAAGCUGAUCCCAGUGAAAAUUUAUUCCUCUGCAUUUGUCCUUAACUAUGUAGGGGCAGUGAUAGCCAUGCCAGUCCAGGGACUGACUGCAGUUCUACUGUAAGGUGCCUCGGUCAAGGUCAAUGACCGGCGUACCCAGUAGUCUAAUU